Messenger RNA from Gastrolobium bilobum, 1446 nucleotides. Its product is annotated as protein root UVB sensitive 2, chloroplastic. Gene Ontology annotation, cellular component: chloroplast envelope. Gene Ontology annotation, biological process: response to UV-B; auxin polar transport. The record is from RefSeq and is a predicted model, not a curated record. The transcript has 10 exons. The coding region runs from base 105 to 1355 and encodes 416 amino acids. NCBI's taxonomy places the organism in Eukaryota, Viridiplantae, Streptophyta, Magnoliopsida, Fabales, Fabaceae.
CAAAUUUAAGCUCCAGUAGUCAAGCAUGGUGGAUCCCCUAUUCCGUUGCGUUCCCAAAUUGAUGUUUCAAGUUCCUCACUCUCGAUUUGCUGGAGAAUAUUAAAAUGAAGAAGAACGAAGGUGAAUCUCACGUGUUCUGGUUCGAAACCUCAGACUCUGUUUGUUGCCGACACCAGUUUGAAUCCGAUGGUCAACUCACCGUAAAGCUUGUUGAUGAUUCCAGACCCUUAUACAAAAGGGUUGUUGGGUCUUUCAUGAAUAAAUUUUUCCCCUCGGGAUAUCCUUACAGUGUGAAUGAAGGCUAUCUUAGAUACACACAGUUUCGAGCAGUGCAACAUGUUAGCAGUGCAGCACUGUCAGUGCUAUCAACUCAGUCACUGCUUUUUGCUGCAGGGUUGCGGCCCACUCCUGCACAAGCAACUGCUGUUAGUUGGAUUUUAAAGGAUGGAAUGCAACAUGUAGGGAAGCUAAUAUGUAGCAAUUGGGGUGCAAGAAUGGAUUCUGAGCCUAAACGUUGGAGACUACUAGCUGAUGUGCUCUAUGAUUUAGGCAGCGGCUUGGAAGUGCUUUCUCCAUUAUGCCCACAUCUUUUUCUUCAAAUUGCAGGCCUAGGAAAUUUUGUGAAGGGGAUGGCAGUUGUUGCAGCAAGAGCAACAAGAUUGCCUAUAUAUUCUUCAUUUGCUAAAGAAGGAAAUCUCAGUGAUCUAUUUGCUAAAGGGGAGGCUUUUUCAACUCUCUUUAAUGUUAUUGGAAUAGGAGUUGGAAUUCAAUUAGCAUCCACUAUCUGUACAUCAAUGCAGGGAAAGUUUGUUGUGGGUCCUCUCCUUUCAAUUAUACAUAUAUACAGUGUGUCUGAAGAAAUGAGAGCAACUCCUAUAAAUACCUUGAAUCCACGGAGAACUGCAAUGGUUGUAGCUGAUUUUCUCAAGGCAGGAAUUGUAUCAAGCCCUGCUGAUCUAAGAUACAGAGAGGAUCUGCUGUUUCCUGCGCGACUCACAGAAGAUGCUGGAAAUGUUAGAGUGGGGAGGGCUUUGCACCAGGUUAUUAAGCCUUCUAGGUUUCUUGAAUUAAAACAAGUAUUCCCUAAGGAGAAGUUUCUUUUAAAUCGUGAGGGUAAAUGCAUUGACAUGGUAUUGGAGCAAAAUGCUAGUGGUGAAGAUGCUUUGAGAGGGUGGCUAGUUGCAGCAUAUGCUGCACAAAUUGAGAGUUCCUUUCAUGAGUUCAGUGCUAAUGUCAUGCAAGAAGCAUACGAGAAAAUGAAUGGUGCCUUUCCUUUAUUUUUAAAAGAACUACAGAACAAAGGGUGGCACACUGAUCGUUUUCUGGAUGGCACUGGGAGCAGAUUUGCAUUCUAGUGUUCAAAUAAAUCCUAUAUUGGCUUGAAUACAUUUUAACCAUUCUUUGAGAGAAAUUUUAAUGGACUCUGGCUCUAUUAAAUCCAAUGGU